Papaver somniferum (opium poppy) is the source of this 947-nucleotide messenger RNA. RefSeq names its product probable caffeoyl-CoA O-methyltransferase At4g26220. The record is from RefSeq and is a predicted model, not a curated record. The coding region runs from base 127 to 858 and encodes 243 amino acids. Gene Ontology annotation, molecular function: O-methyltransferase activity; S-adenosylmethionine-dependent methyltransferase activity. Lineage: Eukaryota; Viridiplantae; Streptophyta; Magnoliopsida; Ranunculales; Papaveraceae. The transcript is spliced from 6 exons.
UUUAUGAACGAAAUUAACUCUGUCCCUCUAAAACACUAUUUAAAUAGCUAUCGUAUCGUUGCACCAGCUACAAAAGUAGCAGAAGAAAAAAGCUGAGGAAAAAGUAAAGACUGCCAAGAGAAGAUAAUGGAAGGAACAUCCAAGAAACUUGGUGUGUUCGAUUUCAAAGCUGGCGCUGGUUUAUUGCAAAGCAAAGAGCUUUAUCAGUAUAUCUUGAACACAAGCGUGUAUCCGAAUGAGGCAGAGGUCCUUAAGGAUCUACGGGAAAUUACAGCAAGCCAUCCAGAGGGUAUGAUGAUUUGUGCAGCAGAUGAAGGUCCCGUAAUGUCAUUGCUUCUAAAGCUUGUUAAUGCAAAAAAGACAAUUGAGAUUGGAGUUUUCACAGGAUAUUCACUCCUUGUUACUGCUCUUUCUCUUCCCGAAGAUGGCAAUGUAAUAGCCAUCGAUCCUAACCGAUCAUCUUUCGAGAUAGGAUUACCAUUCUUCAGAAGAGCUGCAGUGGAACAUAAGGUGGAGUUUAUCGAGUCUGUAGGCCUUCCGGUUCUUGAUAAACUACUUGAAGAACCAAAGAACGAGGGAUCUUUUGAUUAUGCAUUUGUCGACGCUGACAAGUCAAAUUAUGCAAAUUAUCAUGAGAGAUUAGUAAAAUUAGUCAAGGUUGGAGGGUUGAUUCUUUAUGACAAUACUCUUUGGUCAGGAACCGUUGCUUGGGAAGAUGAUUCCACACUCGAUGACGAAAUGGUACACGAGAGGAGCGUAUUCUUAGAAUUGAACAAGAAGUUGGCAUCUGAUUCUCGAAUUCAAAUUUCUCAACUUCCUAUUGGUGAUGGUCUCACGAUUUGUAUGCGUCUUUGCUAAAAUACAUUUGGCAUUUAAAUGCCAAUGAUAUGUUAAUUUUGUGCAUGUAUUGUUCUAUUUAAUUAAGACAAUGUUUUUCAUUUAGUUGA